UGACUAUGUGUGAGUUCAAUGACAUAGCCAUUACACCAUCUGCUGGUCCCCCUGUCUUGUUCUAAGCCACACUUCCACAGCCCCUGGCUGUACCUGACCCAUACCUGCUGGCAGGCUGAAGACCUGGGCUGGGAUCCUGGGCCUGCCUUGGCCCCGGCGCCCACGCCUGCACCUCACCUGGAAAGUGGACCGCAGGGCCUCUGAGGGUGUCGUGACAAGGUGUGGGAUGGCUCAGUGGGUGGUAGAAAGCCCCCUGCCUUGUCGCUCACUGGCAGCGCCAGGCCCGGCUGCCAGCUUGGCUCCUCGGGCUCCAGCCUGACACCCUCGCCUGGCAGUGUUGUAUUCACAGCUCUGCCCUGCACUCCAGACAUGGACGCCUCCUCCUGGGCCAGGCCUCGUCCACUCACAGGGCGUUGGCCAGAUUCCCCUGCCUCCACCUUGUACCCUCUCUUCUCCUGAGCCCCAUGCUGAUGACCCUGGGUGGCGUGUCAGAUUAUGGUGGUCACGCUCAGAGGGUUCAGACCCCAACUCUGCCACUUGUGAGCAGAGACCUGAGACUGGUGACUGAAACCCUUUGGGACUGUGUUCCUUGGUCUGGACAAUGGGGGGCAGAAGGUGAACUACUCUGGGGAGGGACAGAGGACGCUGGUGCUGAUACUCCUGGGGGCUGACCACCUGGCCACCAGCCCCCAGGGCCAGGGGAUGCAGGGUGUAUGGCAGGAAAGCUGCUUGGGAAUGUGGCCUGGGUGUGUCCUGGUCCACUUCCUGAUGGGUUGGACAGUCCAGGGCCCUCUGGGCCCUGCAGGGAGUUGGUGUCCCCUGUCCCCAGCUCACGAUGGUCACAUGGACAUCUCCUGCUCCCACGGUGCAGCAGGCUCUCCGUUGGGGCUCCACUCUGGGUGCCUGCCAAAACAAUGACAAUUCAAGCAAGGGAAAUUGAUUUUUAUUUGUUUUUAAACACAAAGGAGAAAUCUUUGCUCAGCCUAAUUAGAUGUCAUUUAAAGAUAACAGAACUGUACGUUCUAUUUCCGUACCCCAGCACUCCCAGGCGGGCACAGAGGGGCAGGGCUGCUGCUCACUCCUGGAACUGCCUGCCCCGUGGCCUGUCCCUUGCCUCAUGACCUGUCCCCUGCCCCACUCGACCAUCCCUGAGGUCCAGCUUUCCAUGGACCCUCCGUUUCGAUCCAGCCAGCUUGCUCUCCCUCCCUCAUGGCCUGUUUGUAGUGCAGGGCCUCCUCCCAGCAGCCAAGGGAGCCUCUAGGAGGGGAUCCCCAAGGGCCAGCUCAGUGGGGUCUGCACACUCUCAGCCUUCCCUUCUCUGGGCCCCAGAGGGGACUCCCUCAGGUGACAGGCCUGGCUGCAAGAUCAACCCAGUCCACAUCCCCUUGUGCCCAGCCCAUGCCUUGAGGUGCUGCCCACAUGCAGGAGUGCCCUGGUGACCUCUGCAGCUCCAAGGGAGUUGGCCUACGAGGGAGCAAGGACCGAGGCAAAGGGAAGGGACAAAGCGGGCCCUCGGCCGUCCCUGCCCCCGGGAGGCCUGAGCGGGUGGCCAGCCUGCCGCCGCCCACCCUGCAAGGAAAGGGCAGGAGCCUCUGAGGUCUUGCGGCUGGCCCCUGGGAUGCCUCUCAAGUCUCAAUAAUGGGACGGUUAUUGGUGGACAAUGACAUUGUGUGCCCCACAGAAGAAGCUGACUGGACAGAAAGGGGAAAGAAGGAGGGCAGGAGGAAGCAGAAAAGCCCGGACUCUGCAGAAUUUGUGUUUCGGAGUGUGCCGUGGAGAUGGCAAGAUUGAGCCACUCGAUUCACGCGGAACUGGGUAAUAGAAGGAAUUCAGGAGGAGAAACGCACAGGCGUCGGUAACAAAGCCUUAAUUGUCGCCGUCCAGUGGCCAGCCUUUGUGGGGAAGCCGUGAGGUGCUGCGCUGGUUCCCAUGGCAGCCGCCUCCUCGCUGGAGCCACGGCCAGGCCCCAGGACCGCCCUGGCCGCCCGAGGGUGCAUGGAGAGCAGGGAUCGUCCUCUGUCCCGCAAUAGCACACCCAUAUCUGCAUGGUCUCCGUGUGUGACAGCCACGCCCGCGCAGCAGGAAACGAUGCCGCAGUCGUCCGCCGUCUUCUCCAGCGCGCUCGGGCCCAGCGGUAGCGGCGGACAGGCGCAGCCCGGCAGGGGGGAGCGGGCGGGCGGGGCCGGCGCCUCCGGGGACCUCGUCUUCCAGGAAGGACGCCUUCUCUCCGGGUCCUUGGAGGCCCUGAUGGAACACCUGGUCCCCACGGUGGACUAUUAUCCUGAUAGGACAUACAUCUUCACCUUCUUCAUGCCCCCCCAUGACCUGCUGGCCCGCGUGGGGCAGAUCUGCCUGGAGCAGAGGCAGAAGCUCGAGGCCGGGCCUGAGAAGGCCAGGCUCAAGUCCUUCUCUGCCAAGAUCGUGCAGCUGCUGAAGGAGUGGACGGAGGCCUUCCCCUAUGACUUCCAGGAUGAGAAGGCCAUGGCCGAGCUGAAGGCCAUCACGCACCGUGUCACCCAGUGCGACGAGGAGAAUGGCACGGUGAAGAAGGCCAUUGCCCAGAUGACCCAGAGCCUGCUGCUGUCCCUGGCUGCCCGGAGCCAGCUCCAGGAGUUGCGGGAGAAGCUCCCGCCACCAGCCAGGGACAAAUGUGGGGUGGCCUUGCUGCUAGCCCACGCGCCACCUCAUCGCCCGCCCCCACAGGAGAAUGGCACGGUGAAGAAGGCCAUUGCCCAGAUGACCCAGAGCCUGCUGCUGUCCCUGGCUGCCCGGAGCCAGCUCCAGGAGUUGCGGGAGAAGCUCCGGCCACCAGCCGUGGACAAAGGGCCUGUCCUCAAGGCCAAGCCACCGGCCGCCCAGAAGGACAUCCUGGGCGUGUGCUGUGACCCCCUGGUGUUGGCCCAGCAGCUGACUCACAUUGAGCUGGAGAGGCCCGUCACCGCCUCUGCUGUGUCCCCACCCCAGGACAGGGUCAGCAGCAUCCGCCCCGAGGACCUGAUGCAGAUCAUCAGUCACAUGGACUCCCUGGACAACCACAGGUGCCGAGGGGACCUGACCAAGACCUACAGCCUGGAGGCCUACGACAACUGGUUCAACUGCCUGAGCAUGCUGGUGGCCACCGAGGUGUGCCGGGUGGUGAAGAAGAAGCACCGGACCCGCAUGCUGGAGUUCUUCAUCGACGUGGCCCGGGAGUGCUUCAACAUUGGGAACUUCAACUCCAUGAUGGCCAUCAUCUCCGGCAUGAACCUCAGCCCCGUGGCACGGCUGAAGAAAACGUGGUCCAAGGUCAAGACAGCCAAGUUCGACGUCCUGGAGCACCACAUGGACCCGUCCAGCAACUUCUGCAACUACCGCACGGCCCUGCAGGGGGCCACACAGAGGUCCCAGACGGCCAACAGCAGCCGCGAGAAGAUCGUCAUCCCUGUGUUCAACCUCUUCGUCAAGGACAUCUACUUCCUGCACAAAAUCCACACCAACCUCCUGCCCAACGGGCACGUGAAUUUCAAGAAAUUCUGGGAGAUCUCCAGACAGAUCCAUGAGUUCAUGACAUGGACACAGGUCGAGUGUCCCUUCGAGAAGGACAAGAAGAUCCAGAGUUACCUGCUCUCGGCGCCCAUUUACAGCGAGGAAGCGCUCUUCGUUGCCUCCUUUGAAAGUGAAGGUCCCGAGAACCACAUGGAGAAGGACAGCUGGAAGACCCUCAGGACCACCCUCCUUAACCGAGCCUGAUGACACGGAUGGGCCCGCAGACGCUGGAUGAAGCACACGCACAACUUGAGUUCUGACCUUGCUUGAUAUGGGUUGAGAUGAGGAGGCCUCACUGGUUGGGGUCCAUUUUGUAUAUAACUUUUAUGACAAAAAUGGUAAUUAAUUCAUGCAUCAACCUUUGGCACUUACAAAGCUUUUUUUGUUUAUUUUAAAUAACAGGGCGGGGCCCUGCUUUGGGGAGGGGUGGGGAAAAGCGUAUCAUGGGAGACGGCAUCCAUGAUAACAUCUUAUUCUAACGAAAUGUAGAUCUUUAUUUUCUACUUUUGAUUAUUAACAUCUUAUGAAAAAAAUAUUUAAAAAAAACCCAACCAAAACCAACGUGAGCCCUGCCUGCUCGGACGCCCUCCCAGCCAGUCUCUGAUGUCGGGGUUAGUGCCUUAGAGGGUACUGGGGUCCGUCUUCCUGCUCCGUGUCCGGGCAGCAGCGAGCUUUGCGCUGGGCCGCGAGGGUCCUCGCGCGAGUCGAUGCUGCGAGGUCCCAGCGCGAGGCCAGGUGCCGGGGUCUCAUCUGCGCACUUCUGGAAGCGAACCCUUGAGUACGGGCUUUCCAAAGUUUACAUUUUCGUUUUGCUUUAUCAGGGACUUACGGUCGGGGAGGGGCGGCGGGACACCGGGCAGCGCGUUUCCCGUGAGAAUAGUCUGCUCAGCUCUUCCACUGCGUCGGCGUCGGCGUCGGCGGGAGGGCCGAGGGAGGGGCCGCGGCCUUGUCAGUUUCCAGGCCCUAACUGGGAGGCACCUGAGCUGUCGCCACGGCGGAAAGCUGUCCUUGCCCACCCACGACAGUCACGGAUGGACGUUCCGGCGUCGCCCUCCUCCUCCCCUGGGAGGCAGGCGCCCGUGACUGGAGUCUGGAACGCGAUCAGCCGGGCUGGAACUGCUGCAGCCCGUUCAGAGAAAACUGCCCAACAUUUUGACUCCAUUUUCCAUGUCCGACAUCCUGGCGUGAACCCUGGGCCUUCCUGACCAGGAGAUGGGGCGGCUCUGUCCCUCUGAAAGCCGAGGCAGUCCAUCCAUGCUCUUUCUUGCGGAAGUCCUCACCCUCGGCCCUCCCUCCAGGCCAGGCUUUGGCAGGAGCCUGGAGUCAGGGAGCCUGGUGAGGACGGGUCAGGUCCCGAUUCUCUGCGCUCCCAGGGAGAGCCGGAGGUGGAGGCCAGGCCUGGGAGGAGGCCGCCCUGGGCCCUGGGCGGAGCGAGAAUACUUGCACUGUAUUGUCACAGUGUGUUUGCACUUUUCAGACGGCCCAGCUAGUACGGACUGUAAACCGCGGGGACAGGUGGCUGUUGACGUCUCCGAGAUCAGAAAGGCUCAGCACUGAGACUGUCUCUGGAAUACCGCGUUCGCGUUGGGUGGUUCCGUCCACGUGUUUCUCACGUCAGUGUGCACUUCACGGGUCAUCAGUUCUUGUACUACUUGAAACAGUGUAUCUAUGUUUGCUACUUUAUUUUCCCAAUUUGAUACAUACCCUAGAUUUGAUGUUUUGGUAUUUUGAGGUGAGCUCUGAGUAUAACGCUGUACCAUACGCAGGAUGUCCGUUCUUGGUGUGACUGGAUGUACUUGCAUCAAUAAAAAACUCAUGUC
Molecule: messenger RNA, 5345 nt
Organism: Tupaia belangeri chinensis (Chinese tree shrew)
Lineage: Eukaryota; Metazoa; Chordata; Mammalia; Scandentia; Tupaiidae
Gene: RASGEF1A
Product: RasGEF domain family member 1A
Biological process (GO): Ras protein signal transduction
Cellular component (GO): plasma membrane
Molecular function (GO): guanyl-nucleotide exchange factor activity
Source: RefSeq, a predicted model, not a curated record